AUGAGCUACAACGACGAGCUUGUGCUGGCGCGCGCAUUCUUGAAUUACUCUCGUGGAGUCAGCAUGACUCUAGACGGCGUGAGAAACAAAUACGAGUCGAACGGCAACGCCAUGCACGUGUCCUUCCCAGACGAUCCGCGACGAUGCCCCAUGGUGCCCUUCGUAGGCAUUCCGCAGGCCUCCGCAAGCGGGAUUGAGGUGAAGCGCCGACGCUACCAGGUGGACGCAGUGGUAUUCCGCAUGCUCAUCGAGUCGAGCGGGCGACUGUUUUCGUCUUACGUCGAAUCAUUCAUGGAGUGCCUCGUGGAGGCGGAGGGCCAUAUAGUUGCAUUGACCAGCAAGCACGAGAACACCAAAGACCUGCGAAUCGACCUAAACCGCGACUCGGACGCGUGUACCGCGUGCAGCGGCUGGCUGGAGUUCCUGCUGGGCGGAUUCUGGGGUUUCCGCCCCAAGGUGCCGCACAAGACCACUGACACCAUCGCCCUCGCCGUUGUAUACAUGCGCGGACUCGCCAGCUGGCUCUGCAUCGCCAACAUGCUGGGGUACACCGACACCCACAUCCAACAGGUGGCCAAGGAAUUCGUUGCCCAGUGCGUCUCGCUUUCGAAAGCUGUCGGAACCGUACGCCGGUAUUCCAUGCCGACGCACUUCUCCAACACGCUCGACAUAGUGACCUAUGUGAUCAAUGUCUCAUUAAAACAGAUGAGCGUCUAUGCGGACGCGAUGCUCUACUCGACGUUCGACGUAGACUUCGACACAUUCCGCCUCCUCGAGAAGAUUUACAAACCGGGGGUAAAAUCCACUGCGGAAUGA
This is a messenger RNA of Babesia bigemina, 816 nucleotides long. RefSeq lists its product as hypothetical. Bases 1 to 816 code for a protein of 271 amino acids. The record is from RefSeq and is a predicted model, not a curated record. The transcript is spliced from 3 exons. NCBI's taxonomy places the organism in Eukaryota, Apicomplexa, Aconoidasida, Piroplasmida, Babesiidae.